Molecule: messenger RNA, 2187 nt
Organism: Mucor velutinosus
Lineage: Eukaryota; Fungi; Mucoromycota; Mucoromycetes; Mucorales; Mucoraceae
Gene: MAD2
Product: Mitotic spindle checkpoint component mad2
Exons: 4
Coding region: 1-2187 (728 amino acids)
Biological process (GO): mRNA splicing, via spliceosome
Cellular component (GO): U4/U6 x U5 tri-snRNP complex
Molecular function (GO): U4 snRNA binding; protein binding; U6 snRNA binding
Source: RefSeq, a predicted model, not a curated record
AUGAAAAGUGCACCAGGUGUACCGUUAACUAUUGCUGAACUCCAGUUAUCAUCACCUUUGCCAUCUCCAAACAGACAUCCAUCAAAUACCACCGCUCAACAACAGCAUCAACAGCAUACGACUCGUCUUGCUCACACAGAGGCCUCAUCUUCCAAUGCAACCAUUCUUCCUCAGCUCCAUUUUGACUCACCGUAUUCUUUGAAUCCUGACUUAUACCCUCUAGCUAAUAUUACAACUCCACAUGCCAUCAAGAAAUUUACAUUCAAAGUGGAUGAAAAGCAUGGUGUUUUUGAAGAAAUACAGGCAACUGCAGCCAGAAAAAGAUCAGCCUCUAUUUGGGAUGACGAAAGAAGUUACAAACGAACAGAAUUAGAGAAUAUUGAAGAAAUAGACCAAACAAACAAUACCGCCUUACAAAUACCAGCACCAGCAAACAGCGCAUAUUCACCUGGACCCUCUUAUGCUCCAACAGAUGCUAUGGUCGAUAUUAUACCUGAUAGCCCCAACUCUGCGCUUCCAUCGCCUGUCUCUGAUUUAGAUCAUCAAGACGUUUGGCAACAUCAUGAUGAACAAGAGGACGACGAUCCUAUGAAUACAGCCCCCACAACCGAUAAUACAACUCCUACUACUAUUGCUACUACCAACCUCACUAAUACCACUACUAAUUUAACACUGCUCGACACAUCUUCGUUAUUUGAAAUGUUUGAUACACUACCAGAUAACAUCCAGACCUACCUCAUGUUUCAAUUACUCAAACGGUCUCCUCGAAAUGCCCUGCGUAUGGCCAAUGCUACUAUCAUGCAAGCCUUGAAAAAGGACAUUGUGACCAGCCUGCCUGAAAGCAUUGCAGAGAUUGUUCUCUCUUACUUGGACAUUCGAUCCCUGUGCCGUGCAUCGGGUGUCAAUCACUCUUGGAAACAUCUCAUUGACAAUGCUUCGGAGGUUUGGAAAUUAAAAAUGAAGCAAUUGGAUUUCGUACCUACGUCAACAGAGACAUUACAAAGCGACUACAGGCAAAUUGUGCGUCGCCACACCAUCAUGCGACGGAACUGGCGUCAAAACCUGCAUCACAAAAUGCUGCUGGAAGGCCAUGAAGAGGAUUUGGUGACUUGCUUGCAGUUUGACGACGAGAAAAUCAUUACUGGAUCAGAUGAUCAUAGCAUUAAUGUGUACGACAUCAAAACCGGCAAGUUGAAGAGUGCUCUCAAUGGCCAUGAUGGCGGAGUCUGGGCCUUGCAGUAUGUUGGCAAUACCUUGGUGACCGGAUCCAUUGAUAGAACCAUUCGUGUAUGGGAUAUUGAAAAGGGUACAUGUCGAUUCAUCUUGCGAGGUCAUUCCAGUACGGUGCGCUGUCUCAAAAUUGUCAUGCCCACCAAGAUUGUCAAUCCCGAUGGCUCGGUUACUAUGGAACCCAGUGAGCCGAUCAUUGUCAGUGGCUCCAGAGACAUGACCAUCCGUGUGUGGCGAUUGCCUGACCUCGAAAAGGAGCCAGAGGUGCCAUUGUCGACAUGCUUAGAAAACGAUGUGAUAUCACAGCGUUUCCUCAAGUACAAGCUGGUUGAGCAUGAGCAUUCUGUGCGGGAUUUGGCUCUCUACGGCAACAUUUUAGUGAGUGGCAGCUAUGACAACAAUGUGAUUGUAUGGAACUUGGAUACCGGCAGAAAGAUGCACAUUUUGAAGGGCCAUACCAUGAAGGUGUAUUGUGUGGCUAUUGAUCCCAAGCGUCGACAUUGUAUCAGUGGCAGUUUGGAUGCAUCUGUGAGGAUAUGGGGCAUUGAUGACGGUGAAUGUAAAUUUGUAUUACAAGGACAUGCUAUUCUAGUAGGUCUGUUGGGCCUAGUGGACGACUGCCUGGUGAGUGCAGCUGCAGAUGCCACUCUGAGAAUCUGGGACCCCUCAAAUGGAGAUCGUCUUCAUAUUUUAGCAGGAACUAAUGGCCAUCAAGGACCCAUCACAUCAUUUCAGCAUGACAAGUAUAAGAUCAUUUCUGGUUCUGAAGGCGGCGUAAAAAUGUGGGACACACAGACGGGAGAACUCAUGUAUGAUCUCAUUGAAGAUGUCGCGGGCGUAUGGAGAGUGUGCUUUGAUGAAAGAAGAUGUAUAGCAGCUGUUAAAAAUGAGCAUAAGACUCAAUUGAUUGUCUUGGAUUUCGGUAUACAUGGACUAGAAGGUGAUGAAGCAAUCUAG